Porites evermanni is the source of this 741-nucleotide messenger RNA. NCBI's taxonomy places the organism in Eukaryota, Metazoa, Cnidaria, Anthozoa, Scleractinia, Poritidae. The record is from the annotation of a GenBank genome assembly.
AUGUUUAACAAGCCCUGGGGGGUGGCAGUGAAUGAUCAUGAUGAAAUUGUUGUGACUGAAUGCUGGAACCACAGGCUUUCAGUGUUUAGUAGUGACGGUACCCACUUAAGAUCGUUUGGUAGGAGGGGUAAGAAUAAUGGUGAGUUUCAGUUCCCUGCAGGCAUCGCUUUUGAUAGUCAUGGCAAUAUUGUAGUGGCAGACAGUAAUAUCCACAGGGUGCAAGUCUUUGAUAGGAAUGGUAACUUUCUUAGUAAGUUUGGUAAACAAGGAAGUCGUCAAAAUCAGCUUCAAUACCCUGAAGGUUUAUCAAUAAGCGGCAAUGGUGACAUUAUUGUUACUGAUAAUUAUAACAGACUAAUCAAGAUCUUCUCUUCUAGUGGCGAGUAUUUACGUAAAUUUGGUGGAGAAGGUUCUUUGGUCGACCCCUAUCACUGUAUUCAACACGGUCAAUAUUUUACAGUCUCAGAUGCUGGUGAUCAUUCCAUUAAAAUGUUUAAUCUUGAGGGAAAGUUUAUUUCUAAAUUUGGAAAACAUGGAAACAAGGAUGGAGAGUUCUUUUGUCCCCGUUGCUUGUCAGUUAACAAAGAAGGAUUGCUAAUGGUCUGUGAUGAAUGUAAUCACAGAGUUCAGUUACUUGAACUGAAUGGAAAGUUUGUUACAAAGUUUGGAAGUGAAGGUGGCGAGAGAGGAGAGUUUGAGAGUCCAGUGUCUGCAGCAAAUCUUAUAGUGAUGGAAGGAUAG